This is a messenger RNA of Rosa chinensis, 1020 nucleotides long. Its product is annotated as transcription factor MYB119. Gene Ontology annotation, cellular component: nucleus. Gene Ontology annotation, molecular function: DNA-binding transcription factor activity, RNA polymerase II-specific; RNA polymerase II cis-regulatory region sequence-specific DNA binding. The transcript has 3 exons. Gene Ontology annotation, biological process: regulation of DNA-templated transcription. Lineage: Eukaryota; Viridiplantae; Streptophyta; Magnoliopsida; Rosales; Rosaceae. The coding region runs from base 1 to 1020 and encodes 339 amino acids. The record is from RefSeq and is a predicted model, not a curated record.
AUGGAAGGAGAAGAUGGUGCUGCUUCUGAUCAUCUUCACCAUCAUCACGGUGUUUAUGGCAUUCGAAACAAUCACAUACAAAAUCCUCAUCAGCAUCACAACCAACUCUUCAAGCCUGGUCCUCCGUUGACAGCCAUAGACAGGUUCCUGUGGUCUCAAAACAAUGCAAAGAACAAAGAGAGGAUCAUCUCCUCAAAUGGGUUUUCCUCAUUUGGUGGGGCAAUGGGUGAUCUGCAUGCUUGUUCGAAUUGGCCGCCGAGUAGUCUCGGAGAGACUAGCUUGGAUGAACUGCUUUUUCUUGAUCAUGGUGAGGCCAUGACUUGGCCUCCAGAGAAAAUUCAAAACCCUAACAUGGGGUUCAAAGAAGAUCAAGUGAAGGUGGGCUCUAAAGGGGUGGGAAAGAGAGCUAAAACGGGUUCAUCUGUGCCUUUAAUCAAAGGACAGUGGACAGAUGAAGAAGACAGAAAGCUGAUGAGAUUGGUGAAGCAAUAUGGAGUGACGAAAUGGGCACAGAUAGCUGAGAAGCUUGUAGGUAGAGCUGGGAAGCAAUGUAGAGAAAGGUGGCAUAAUCAUUUGCGCCCUGAUAUCAAGAAAGAUAGUUGGACUGAAGAGGAAGAGAAGAUAUUAGUGGAAGUUCAUGCUGAGGUUGGAAACCGCUGGGCAGAGAUUGCUAAACGCAUUCCGGGAAGAACCGAAAAUGCCAUUAAGAAUCAUUGGAAUGCUACAAAAAGGAGGCAGAAUUCAAGGAGAAAGAACAAACAGACAUAUACCAAAAAUGGACCAUCAUCAUCAAAUAAGCCUCCUCAACCUUCCAUACUUCAAAACUACAUAAGAAGCAAGAUAUUCAAUAACAAAGCCAACAACAACUCUUCUUCCAAUGCUCCCCCUACCCCAAGCAACAUCAGCACCACUACCCCUACCAGCCCCUCCAAUCUCACCCAGGAAGAACCUUCAAAAUCCCCUUCAAUAUUUUGCUCUCGGACCCAUCGGAUUUAUCUAGUUGUGAACACUCUCCAUUGA